Molecule: messenger RNA, 798 nt
Organism: Cladophialophora psammophila CBS 110553
Lineage: Eukaryota; Fungi; Ascomycota; Eurotiomycetes; Chaetothyriales; Herpotrichiellaceae
Exons: 2
Coding region: 1-798 (265 amino acids)
Cellular component (GO): prospore membrane; lipid droplet; ascospore wall
Source: RefSeq, a predicted model, not a curated record
AUGGCUGAUCGAGUGAAGCAGGUUGCCGCCGAAGAGGCAGAGAACGUCAAAAGGAUGACCCGAGAGGCUGGUAUUUUCUACUUCAUCUCGCAUAAGGACCUAUGGAAACCAUUGACUUCCAAGAUGGCUCCGACCAUCACGCUGAGCGUUGGAGUGACCACCCUCAUGUUCCUCGUGGCGUACGUGCCUCAAGCAGCCGUGAUGGCUUUCACAUCGGGGCCCGUUGCCGCGAUCUCAGCAGCCUUACUUACUCUUAGCGAGAGUUCAACACUCAUCAACCUCCUCUCGAGGACAUUUUUGAUUGAAGAGGCCCUUGUUGACACCUUUGAUGGUACGCUUCUUUCUCAGGAUUGCACCAACCUUGUUGAGGAAGGCAGGCAAAUAAAAGCCGGAGGGGACAACAUCGCUAGACUUGGAAAGCUGCUCAAGCGACCAUUCGCCAAAUUCACUCCCAAUGCCAUCAUCCGGUAUCUCAUCUACCUACCACUCAACUUCAUCCCUGUGGUGGGCACUGUCAUUUUCAUAGCCCUCCAGGGCAAACGAGCAGGUCCAGCCGCACAUACGAGGUAUUUUCAGCUCAAGGAAUGGAACAAGAAACAGCGGGAGAUGCACAUUGCGGAACAUCGCGGAGGAUAUACAGCGUUUGGAGUGGCAGCCUUCCUGCUCGAGAUGAUACCUUUUGCAAAUCUAAUUUUCGCGUUCACAAAUACCGUGGGAGCAGCGCUUUGGGCUGCAGACAUUGAAAAGAAUGCCACAACCGCUCCAAAAGUUCGUGAGCUGGCUACCAAGGCUGAGUGA